AUGUCAUUCAUCGGUAAAAGAGCUGCCAAGAGAGAAUAUCACCUACUCUCUCUCGAUGCUUUAAGAGCAAAGGGCAUCAGAGGAACCCUCUUGAGCUACGUUCGAGAAUCUCUAAUGGGUUCGCAAACGGUACUGAAGGUGGGUCGGGGCAGCACGAGGCCUAUUAAGAUCAUGAGAGGAGUCACGCAGGGUGACCCUCUGAGUCCUCUGCUGUUCAAUAUUCUGUUGGACCCGAUUGUUAAGGACUAUAAUCCGGUUGUAACGAAUACCGGAUAUUACGAAAUACCGGUUAUAACGAGCACAUCUAGUGGAAAAGUUUGGUUCACUAUGCACAUGCGUAUAAAAAUAUUCGUAUAUAACGAGACCGGUUAUAACGACAAUCCGGUUGUAACACCAUACAUAUUUGAAGCAACCAUGUCGGCUCCGAAAUUAAAACGAAGGCAAUUUACAGUUAAACAAAAAAAAAAGAAAUAUUACAGAAAGUUCACGACGGUGUCACCAAAUCAGUGGUGUGUAAAGAAUAUGGCUUGUCUAAGAACCACGGGAAAAAAGGACCUAGAUGAAGCCCUUCUAAAAUGGUUCCGAAUUCAAAGAAAUGCAAACAUACCAAUUAGUGGACCAAUUUUAAAAGAAAAGGCCACUCAAUUUGACAUUUCGUUAGGUUACGGUGCUGAUUUUGAAUGUUCUAUGAGUUGGAUAAACAGAUUCAAACAAAGACACAACAUAAACGCCGGCAAAGUUGUUGGGGAGGCAAAAUCUAAAAACGUGGUUAUUGUGAUAGACAUUUUUAAGGCAGACGAAACGGGUCUUUUCUACAAAUUAACACCUGAUAAGACGUUGAAAUUCAAAAAUGAAAAGUGUUACGGAGGUAAAUUAUCGAAAGAAAGGGUAACAGUCUUGGUUUGUGCAAAUGUUGAUGGUACCGAGAAACGAAAACUACUGAUUAUUGGCAAAGCCAAGAAGCCCCGUUGUUUUAAAGACAUACAGCCUUUACCUGUUACAUAUCGUGCAAACAAAAGUGCAUGGAUGACAUCAGAAAUUUUUACCGAAGAACUUCUGCACUGGGACUCGGAACUUGUUAAGAAAAAAAGAAAAAUUCUUCUGGUUGUCGACAACUGUGCAGCUCACCCAAACGUAGCUCAUCUAAAAAACAUCAAAUUGGUAUUUCUGCCUCCCAAUACGACAUCGGUACUUCAACCCAUGGACCAGGGAAUAAUAAAUUCAUUAAAGUUUCAUUUUCGAAAAGCACUUGUACUACACUUGAUAGAUGUCAUGGAAAAGGGAAAAGAAAGUCAUGUGACUCUUUUAGACGCCUUUCGCUUUGUGGACCGAGCUUGGAACAAUGUUACUCAAUCGACAAUCCAAAAUUGUUUCAAGCAUGCUGGAUUCGUGGAGAAAGUUACGUCAUCUGAAGAGCAAUGGCUAUGGGAUGACGAAGUACCCCUUAGUGAGCUAUGUAUUUUCUUAAACACUGAAAAAAUCAACUUUCAAGAGUUUGUCGAAGUUGACAAUUUUGUAUGGACAAGUGAAAUGCCGACCGACGAUGAGAUCGUUGAUAAUGCUUACAAAAAUCACAAUCCAUCGCAAAUUGAAACUGCUGAAUCUGACGAUGACGAAGAAGCUCCACCGACAGAAAAAAUCUCACGCCUAGAAGCUAGAACGUGUUUGAGAAAAUUGCGAAGUUUUUUAGAAGCUACGAGCUGUGGUGAACAAUCUUUCACUUACUUAUCAAAUCUAGAAAAUUUGAUUGAUGUGAAUGUGUUAAAUAGGAAGCAAAUGAAAAUUACAGAUUAUUUUUAG
This is a messenger RNA of Zophobas morio, 1800 nucleotides long. Its product is annotated as tigger transposable element-derived protein 4-like. Gene Ontology annotation, cellular component: nucleus. The transcript has 6 exons. The record is from RefSeq and is a predicted model, not a curated record. Lineage: Eukaryota; Metazoa; Arthropoda; Insecta; Coleoptera; Tenebrionidae. Gene Ontology annotation, molecular function: DNA binding. The coding region runs from base 1 to 1800 and encodes 599 amino acids.